Molecule: messenger RNA, 1262 nt
Organism: Calliphora vicina (urban bluebottle blowfly)
Lineage: Eukaryota; Metazoa; Arthropoda; Insecta; Diptera; Calliphoridae
Gene: dpr12
Product: defective proboscis extension response 12
Exons: 8
Coding region: 206-1165 (319 amino acids)
Biological process (GO): synapse organization
Cellular component (GO): neuron projection membrane
Source: RefSeq, a predicted model, not a curated record
AACAACAAUAACUACAGUAACUAUACAACAGCAACAAAUAUAGCAGAACAAACAACAAUAACAACAACGUUCAUUGCCACACAUCAGCUGGUCGAAUGUUGAGUGUGUGACAACGAGCGGCAUCACCACCUCCAUCUCCUACUUCCAAACUACACCAACAACAUUGGUUUUGUAGCAGGAAGUACAAUUGGUGGAUCUACUACAAAUGUUCCCAAUACUAAUGCCAAUGCACAUGCUAGAAAUACGUAUCAUUCUACUUUGCCUGCCAUCAAUUUUACUGGCGACAACACUGGAACCAGAUCAAAAGUCAAUACUUACCGAUAGCGAUUGGAAAAAACUAUGGAUGCGAGGAGGUAUAAAUCCCGAUUCAAAAUUGGAUAGCAACAAUAUUGAUUCCAGUGACAGUCCAAUGUUCGAAGAUAGUGAAAUGAUGGCGCAUAAUACGACCGUCCAGUUGGGUGGCACAGCGUUCCUGGUGUGCAAAGUUUCCGGCGUGGAUAGAGUGGGUGUAAAUUGGAAUCAAAUAUCUUGGAUACGUCGCCGAGAUUGGCACAUACUGUCGUCAGGUGCUCAACUUUAUACAAAUGAUGAACGUUUUGCCAUAUUGCAUACACCUGGUUCAAAUAUGUGGACAUUGCAGAUAAAGUUUGUGCAACGACGAGAUCACGGCAUGUAUGAGUGUCAGGUCUCUACACCCACAGGCAUUAUUUCACAUUUCGUUAAUCUUCAAGUGGUUGUACCAGAAGCAUUUAUAUUAGGUUCUGGUGAAUUGCAUGUUGACAUGGGUUCAACCAUUAACCUAGUCUGCAUCAUUGAAAAGAGUCCUACGCCACCACAAUAUGUGUACUGGCAAAAGAAUGAUCGUUUAAUCAAUUACUACGAUUCUAGACGAGACAUUUCAAUAGAAACAACGCCGGGUCCACGAACGCAAAGUCGUUUAAUAAUACGAGAACCACAAAUUUCGGAUUCAGGAAAUUAUACAUGUUCAGCAAGUAACACAGAACCAGCGAGUAUAUACGUAUUUGUAUCGAAAGGUGAUAAUAUGGCGGCAAUAUCAAGAAGAAAAACUUCAUCCGCUGACCGUAUUGCUGCCAUAUUUAUGUAUGUUGUGGCACCCUGUGCAUUAGUAAAUACAUUAGUAAUACGGCGCAUAUUUCUAACUUAAGACUUCUUUAUCUUUAUCGUAUAAAUAUUUAUUUAGCAAAUGAAAAAAAAGUGUUAUAGAACUAAAUUAAAUCCAAUUUAAGUUUCCAAUUUACAAA